Molecule: messenger RNA, 1956 nt
Organism: Mangifera indica (mango)
Lineage: Eukaryota; Viridiplantae; Streptophyta; Magnoliopsida; Sapindales; Anacardiaceae
Product: probable WRKY transcription factor 47
Exons: 6
Coding region: 109-1572 (487 amino acids)
Biological process (GO): regulation of DNA-templated transcription
Molecular function (GO): sequence-specific DNA binding; DNA-binding transcription factor activity
Source: RefSeq, a predicted model, not a curated record
UACAAGCUAAGCUUCUGCCCAUUAAAAUUACAAGAAAAAAAUGUUAAAAUACUAUAGUUGAAACUUGAUACAGGCUACACAACUACUUCUACCGGUCUUUCUUUAGUCAUGGAAAAUCAGCAACAACGCCGUGAAUUGACAUUCUUGCACGCCGGUGACUUUCUCGGUCGAAAUUCUAAUCGGGUAGUUGAGAAUUCAGUGGAUCAUGUUAAGCCUCCGAUCAAAGAAGUGGAUUUCUUUUCAAGCGACAAUCACUUAGCUGAUCAUGAUCAAAAGAGAAAAUAUGAAUCAUUAACUCCAUUUGAUUCCAGUAUAAACACUGGGUUAAAUCUCCUCGGUUCAAGUUCUGGAAAGCCAUCGAGAACAGCAAAUGAUGAUAAAACUCAGACUGAGCGGAGUAUGCUUCAAGCUGAGUUUGACAGGUUACAUGAAGAGAACAGAAAACUGAGAAGCUUGCUGGGCCAGAUAACAAAAAGUUGCACUGAAUUGCAGAGUCAACUAAUCUUGGCAAUGCAAAAUCAGGCACAUGGGAGUCCUCGAGAGCAGAAAGCUGAGUUGAAUGACAUGUCAAGUCUCAUAAUGUCAGCUCAACAGUUUAUGGACCCACGGUCAUCUGCUGCAUUAAACGUCAACGAGCCCUCUAUAUCCGAUAAUAAGACGCAGGAGCUGUCAAUUUCCCCGGCGAAUACAAGCGAAAUUAUAUCAAAGGAAAGUGAAAGCCCUAUGAUAAAGAUUUCUGCAGGGAAGCAAAUUACUUCUGAAGAUGGUUGUGACCAAACACCGCAUGAAGAGCAAGCUCCCGAGGCGCCUUUUAGGAAAGCAAGGGUUUCCGUAAGAGCAAGAUCAGAAGCUCCACUGAUCAGUGAUGGAUGUCAAUGGAGGAAAUAUGGUCAAAAGAUGGCCAAAGGCAACCCUUGUCCGCGUGCUUACUAUCGUUGCACCAUGGCCGUUGGGUGCCCAGUUCGUAAGCAGGUGCAGCGAUGCGCAGAGGAUAGAACAAUUCUCAUCACCACCUAUGAGGGGAUCCAUAAUCACCCUCUUCCUCCCGCAGCCACGGCCAUGGCUAGCACUACGUCGGCUGCAGCAGCCAUGCUCCUGUCUGACUCAACCACCAGCAAGGACGCUCUAACAACUUCUGGAUUCACCAAUUCUCUGCCUUAUGCUUCAACAAUGGCAACCCUCUCUGCCUCUGCACCAUUUCCCACCAUCACUCUUGACUUGACACGUAGCCACAACCCCAUGCAAUUCCUCCGCGGCCCUCCCUCAACAACCACAGUUCCUCCACCUUUUCAUGGUUUUCAACAACUUAUAGGGCAGCCAAUGUACUUGGCUCCAAAGCUACCUACUAUACCAGCAUUGCAAUUAGGUCAACAACAAUAUCCUUCCACGAUUGAGACAGUCACUGCGGCAAUUGCUUCAGACCCGAAUUUCAGAGCAGCUUUAGCUGCUGCAAUCUCAACAAUAAUGGAAACAGAUAAGAGCAAUGACGGAAAUAAUAACAGUAUUGGUGGUAACGGGGCUCCCGGGUCCCCACAGCUUCCUCAGUCUUGCACCACUUUUUCUACAAACUAGGCUACCAUCGCUAGUGUUUGGGCUUUAAUUUAUGUUGAUAUUUAUAAUUAAUACUUUUGUUCCCCAAAAGAUUCUACUGGCUCUGGGAGGAGGAAUCCUUUAUCGUUCGAGUUGUUGAUAUUAGCUGAUAGAUGAAUGGAUUCAGCAAUAACAUGGAUGAUUAGAAUGUCAUACUGACGACCUUGCUAGCUUGGAUCUGCAUGUUAGAUCAAUCCUUGCACCUCAGGGUUUCAGGUAUUGGAUAAUUACCUUUCCCUCAAGUCAACUCUGCGGUUGAUUGUUAAUAGCAUAUUGAGCCUCACAGACAAGUUUUGGCAUAUACCAGUACUUAUUUGUCAAAUUAUGAAAAGAAUAUAUAUUCCAUCUACAAAAAUGUUCAGUGAA